Messenger RNA from Helianthus annuus (common sunflower), 2490 nucleotides. RefSeq names its product ATP-dependent DNA helicase 2 subunit KU80. Gene Ontology annotation, cellular component: Ku70:Ku80 complex; nucleus. The transcript has 12 exons. The record is from RefSeq and is a predicted model, not a curated record. Gene Ontology annotation, molecular function: double-stranded DNA binding; DNA helicase activity; telomeric repeat DNA binding. Bases 252 to 2297 code for a protein of 681 amino acids. Gene Ontology annotation, biological process: telomere maintenance; DNA recombination; cellular response to X-ray. NCBI's taxonomy places the organism in Eukaryota, Viridiplantae, Streptophyta, Magnoliopsida, Asterales, Asteraceae.
GUGGGAAAAAUAAGAGAAAAGCUGAUGUGGCAUGCUGAUUAGGCUGUUUGUAGAAAGGAUAACCUUUCACUGAUACGGAUAGUCUAACUCAAACACCCUUUAGGACCAAAUCUGCAAUAUUUGCAAAGCCAUUUAACUCAUUUAUUUAUUUAUUUUUAGUUUUGACGAAGGCGUGGUUAAAAUUGGGGGCGGGAAGCAAAGGAGGAAAAGCUUGUCACAUACGAUUCAGACCUUCGUCUUCUCCAACGAAAAUGGCACGAAACAAGGAAGGAUUGGUUUUAUUGAUUGAUGUCAGUCCAUCAAUGCACAGUGUCUUGCCGGAGAUUCAGAAAGUUUGCUCUUUGCUGAUACAGAAGAAGCUGGUUUACAGCAAGUACGAUGAAGUAGGAGUUGUUGUAUUUGGAACCAAAGAUACCAAAAAUGAUUUGACAGCAGAAGUAGGUGGAUAUGAACACGUAACAGUUUUGCAGCCGAUCAAAGUUGUGGAUGGAGAUCUUGUUGAUGUGGUACAACAACUUCCUCGAGGAACUGUUCCUGGAGAUUUUAUGGAUGCAAUUGUUGUGGGGAUGGAUUUGCUAAUCAAGAAGUUUCAAGAAACAAUCAAGGGUAAAAAACGUAUCUGUCUCGUUACUAAUGCAAUGUACCCCAUCAAAGAUCCAUACGAAGGUACAAAAGAAGAUCAAGUCCUUACCCUCGCCGAGCAGAUGGCGGUACACGGCAUGAAAAUUGACUGUAUCAUUUAUAGAGGAAACCAGAAACGGGACCCACAUGAGAAUAACGUCAUCGAGAAAAACGACAUGCUGCUGAGUAUAUUUUCAAAGAAAACAAAAGCAAAAGCUGUGCAUGUUGAAAGUUCAACUUCAUUGUUGGGUGCAUUAAGGACCCGUAAUGUAACUCCUGUAACCAUAUACAGGGGUGAUCUUGAAAUAAGCUCGGCAUUUAAGAUAAAGGUUUGGGUCUACAAGAAAACAUCUGAAGAGAGAUUCCCGACUCUUAAAAAGUAUUCUGAUAACGCACCUUCAACUGAUAAAUUUGCCACUCAUGAAAUUAAAUUAGAUUACGAGUACAAAAUUGUUCAAGAUCCUAGUAAAGUUGUGCCUCCAGAACAAAGGAUAAAGGGAUAUAGAUAUGGACCGCAAGUGAUUCCUAUCUCGUCUGCAGAACUUGAUGCCGUGAAAUUCAGACCGGAAAAAAGCGUGAAACUUUUAGGGUUCACAAAUGCUUCAAAUAUUAUGCGACACUACUACAUGAAAGACGUCAACAUCUUUAUCGCUGAUCCGGGCAACAAAAAGGCGAUUCUUGCGGUUUCUGCAUUAGUAAGAGCGAUGAAGGAAAUGAACAAAGUUGCUAUUUUGCGGUGUGUUUGGAGACAAGGACAAUCAAAUGUUGUUAUAGGAGUCUUAACUCCAAACGUAUCUGACAAUAAUAAUAUCGCAGAUUCGUUCUACUUCAAUGUACUUCCUUUUGCUGAAGAUGUUCGAGAGUUUCAGUUUCCAUCUUUUAGCAGCCUUCCGGCAUCACUGCAGCCGAGUGCAGAACAGCAAGAAGCUGCUGAUAAGUUGGUUAUGAUGCUGGAUCUAGCGCCAGCUGGCACGGAGGAAUCUUUAAGGCCUGAAUUCACCCCAAACCCUGUUUUGGAGCGAUUUUACCAUCAUCUUGAACUGAAAUCAAAGCAUCCAGAUACAGCUGUACCGCCACUCGAUGAAUCUCUCAAAAGAAUAACAGAACCUGAUCCUGAAGUAAUAUCUAAAACGAAGCUCGUGAUUGAUGAUUUUCGAAGACAUUUUGAACUAAAAGAGAAUCCUAAGUUGAAGAAAUCGACCAGGCGGUUAUUGAAGGACAAAAGUUCCGGAUCGUAUGAAAACCAGUCAACUGAUUUAAUAGCCUCUACAUCUGAAGUCAAAGUCGAGACAUUGGGAGAUUUGACUACAGUAUCGGAUUUUGAAGCUAUGAUAUCUCGCAGAGAUAGCCCGGAAUGGGUUAGUAAAGCGAUAUUCGCUAUGAAAAAUAAAAUAUUUGAUCUGGUGGAGAAUUCCUUUGAAGGGGAUAAUUAUCCAAAGGCUUUAGAGUGUUUAAUUGCUCUUAGAAAGGCUUGUGUCAUUGAACAAGAACCGAAGCAAUUCAACAACUUUCUGAGCCAUGUUUGUAGAUUCUGUCAGGAGACAAACCUGUCAAGUUUCUGUGAGUUUCUUGCCUCGAAAGAUGUCACGUUUAUCACCAAAACAGAGGCCGAAGACAGUGAAAUUGAGGAAAAAGAUGCUAGAAGCUUGUUUGUGAAAGCAGAGCCAAGUUCAUAAGUAGGGUGUAACGAGGUUUGUGAUCUUGAAGAUGCACACACUUUGGCAAUGGAAUUAAGUAGCAAAUGUUCAUGAAAAUUUGUGUGUUUUGUAAUUAUAAUGGAUGUUAAAACCGUAAGCGUGUUUAAUAUUUGAAUCUGACUUGAAAAACCCGAAAUUCAAAUCUUUUUUAAAUUCGAAUUCGGUUUCCAAA